AUGGAACAUAAUGUGCAAGCACUUACUAAUCUAUUAGAUGAAUUUGGUGCCAGACCAUCUCCUCCAGAAAUGGAAUGGGCACAAGAUAAUUGGUAUAAUAUUCAAGCAAUUGUUUAUCGAAUCUCUACCCUGCAGACAGGGGCGAGAAAAGGUAAAGGAAAACCUAUCGUUUGUUCAAUAUUAGGUGCAGUUAUAAUAACUGCAAUUAACAACAAAGAACAGCAGCAAAAAGCUCACAUGAAAGUGGUUAACUCACUGCAAGACUCAGUUAAGUCUUUGCAGAUGCAGUUGGAGGAACGAGAGGCUACUGUCACUGUCCUCCAGGAAGAGAUAAGGAAUGAAAGGGCUACAGCCCGUGUGCUCUGAGAGGAGCUGUAUGCAAGAUUAAUGAGAGAAGGAAAAAGGGAGUUAGAGCUGGAGUCACCUAAAGAAAUAUACCCCCUCUCUGACUUAAAACCUUUGCGUGACCAAGUGGAAAAGCUGUCAGUGUCUCUCCAUCCCCUAAUUAAAACAGAAUACACAUAUGAGGGCUCGGAUAACGAUACACCUCAAAUAACUACAAAAGAAGUCCCUUAUACAGUAACUGAAUUAGCUAAGUUAAAAAAAGAAUGUAGCAGAACUCCUAAAGAAACUGAGACUGAGUAUGUUUGGAGAGUCUCUCUUACUGGGGGUGACCAAAUUUUGUUAUUAGAAAAAGAGGUUGAAGGAUUUUGGGGAGCCAGAGUUUUUCUGACCACAGGAGAUAACUGUGCACCCUGGUCCCUUACCCAAAGAGCAGCCUAUUGGGCUGGAGGACUCAACCCCUUAGAAAGGGGAGAUCCUCUGGCUAUAGUGGGAAAUGUUAAUCAGAUUGUAGAAAGUGUGCAAAAGGCUGCUUGUUUACAAAUGAUGUAUGAUAGGGAAUUAACACCAAGAUGUGAAUCCCCGAUGAUGCUGCCUGUAGACCCUGAAAGAAUGAUUCCCCUUAUCAGGGGACUCCCUGAGGCUAUGAAACCCAUUGGCAUUCAGCUAAAAGGACAAAUAGAAAGCCUCACCAAAGGGGAAAGAACUGCAACCACUUUAGAAGCAGCUUUAACCCCCAGUCGUUACUGUGGAGAAAAUAAAAUUUGGACCUGGGUAGAAGUGGCACAGGAAUUAAUUAAUUAUGGAAGAGAAUACGGUCCAGUACCCUCAAUUACUACUGAUACUAAAUCAAUUCGGCACACCGAAUGCAAAAGUACUCCAGAGGACCCACUAACACUGGGGGAUACAGGGGAAAAAAGGAAUGACCUGUGGAUUGUGGGUUUGCAAAAAGGAAUCCCAAAAUCCCUAAUGGAUGGCCAACCCACAGAUAAAUUAGAAAAGGAGCAGGUGACACAUGCUGAGGAGGCCCCACCAUAUAAUCAGCUACCAGAAAAUGAAAAGCGAUAUGCUGUCUUCACUGACGGUUCCUACUAUAUUGGCUGCUGGAAUGGUGACCCUGCUGCCGACAGCAGGAUCCAUGGCAGAACCACCUGUGGCUGUGCUGUCCGCCCCGGGAGCCGUGGCAACGGGAGCCGUGGCAACGGACGGCACACGGUCCGUGGCCAGGGUUUCAACCGUGUGGCGCCAUCCACGGCAGGCGUGGGACUGGGACAGACUGGAGUGGGGCAAAUGGUGGCAUGA
Chiroxiphia lanceolata (lance-tailed manakin) is the source of this 1644-nucleotide messenger RNA. RefSeq lists its product as uncharacterized. Lineage: Eukaryota; Metazoa; Chordata; Aves; Passeriformes; Pipridae. The transcript is spliced from 3 exons. The record is from RefSeq and is a predicted model, not a curated record.